Coniosporium apollinis CBS 100218 is the source of this 2997-nucleotide messenger RNA. RefSeq lists its product as uncharacterized. Lineage: Eukaryota; Fungi; Ascomycota; Dothideomycetes. Gene Ontology annotation, biological process: mitochondrial RNA 3'-end processing; RNA catabolic process. Gene Ontology annotation, molecular function: ATP binding; hydrolase activity, acting on acid anhydrides; RNA helicase activity. Gene Ontology annotation, cellular component: mitochondrial degradosome. The transcript has 2 exons. Bases 1 to 2997 code for a protein of 998 amino acids. The record is from RefSeq and is a predicted model, not a curated record.
AUGCAAAGGCGGAAAAGGAUACCAGGCCAGUGCAUCUUCUGCGCCUUCAGAUCUCAGACAUGGCUCCCUCGACAACAGCCCCGAGGAGCAGCGGCGGCUUUUUCGACGACCGCUUCUCUACGCGCAUUCCGGAAACUACAGCUCACCAAACUCGACCUCCCAGAAAAUCCUCGAAGCGUUAUUCGCCCGCUUUUCCUCGAUCCAGAGAAACGCCGCCGUGACGCUGGGUUCAGAAGGAAUCUCCUCCUGGAUAUAGCAGACCCGCAGAAGAAGUCCCUUGCGCGUCGUCGAGGCGAGAUUAGUCUGAAGGGGCAGGUCCGGGGUCGAGCCGGCCGGGUGACAGUGAGAGGCAUGAAGAACCUCAUACUCGAGCGAUUAGAAGCUCUCGAGGAGGAGAUGCGGCAAUCAGAGCUACGGCAAACGCUCAAGGUGGAUGAUGUAUCUUUCGGAAAGCUCUAUGGAGCCUUUCGAAGACAGAUCGCCGAAUCAAUCACGUACACGAGUAUCGCGCCGCCCGAAGAUGAGGAGCAGCCGCUGUUCACGAGCUUGAUGGACGCAUUCAUAAAGAGGGGCCAGGAUGAGCUCGAUGCCCAGCUAAGACAUAUUUGCUACGGGCACUUGGUGGGCUCGAAGUUCACAAAGACGGAUAUUGAAAACCAAAAAGUGUUAGCAGAUUUGAGAUACCCUACAGAAUGGUUUCCCAAAGCCAGAACCAUGCAACGGCAGAUACAUGUCCAUGUUGGGCCGACCAAUUCCGGGAAGACUUAUCAUGCGCUCAAGAGACUGGAGCAAGCGGAGAGUGGCUGUUAUGCUGGACCCCUGCGGUUGCUCGCCCACGAAGUCUUCACGCGCCUGAACGCCAAGGGCAAGCGCUGCGCCCUGAUCACGGGCGAGGAGCGCAGGUACCCUGAUGAAGAGACAGAUCUGCCUUUUAUGUCCAGCUGUACGGUCGAGAUGGUACCUCUGGGGGCUGACCUCGACGUCGCCGUCAUCGACGAGAUCCAGAUGCUCGGCUCUGAGGAGCGCGGCUGGGCAUGGACACAGGCGUUUCUCGGUCUGCAGGCUAAGGAAGUGCACUUGUGCGGCGAGGAGCGCACAGUUCCUUUGAUCAAGCAGCUGGCAGCAAUGACAGGCGACAAGGUUGAAAUACACCACUACAAGCGUCUGAGCCCCCUUCAGAUGUCGUCGGAGAGCUUGAAGGGCAGGCUGGGAAAGUUGCAGAAGGGGGACUGCAUAGUCGUCUUUUCGGUCAUGGGUAUUCAUGCUAUGAGGAAGGAGAUUGAGAGGGCGACAGGCAAGAAGGUGGCGAUAGUAUACGGGAGCUUGCCGCCGGAGACAAGGGCUCAGCAGGCAAGACUAUUCAACGACCCAAACAAUGACUACGACUAUCUGGUGGCCAGCGAUGCCAUUGGCAUGGGUCUCAAUCUGAGCAUCAAGCGUGUCAUCUUCGAAUCUGCACAGAAGAACAACGGCUACCAAAUGGUCACCCUCAAGACUGCCGACAUAAAGCAGAUUGCCGGCCGGGCCGGCCGUUACCGUACUGCCGCCCAAGCCACCGAACCCGCGCAAGUCCCUCCAGUCGUCGAUGUUGACGACGGGGCCUCACCAGCAAGAGAGCCUGCCGUUGAUACCGCGAACCCUCCAGCACCUGCACCCCCAACUGACAACACAAACAUAGGUUAUGUAACUACACUGGAGGAAUUCGACUUCCCCACGGUUGCGAAGGCCAUGCUCUCAGAAGCCGAGCCCAUCCGCACCGCCGGCAUCAUCCCCCCAGCCUCUAUCAUCGAGCGGUUCAGCUCCUACUUUCCACCCGGGACGCCGUUCAGCUACAUCCUGCUCCGUCUCUCGGAGAUCUCUCAGACAUCUGGCCGCUUUCACAUGUGCGGACUUAGAGAUCAACUCGCCAUAGCUGAUACCAUCCAGCCCGUCACAGGCCUUACGACGGUCGACCGCAUCAUCUUCUGCGCCGCACCCGCCUCAAAGCGGGACAAAGGCAUGCACAAGUUGCUGCGAGCUCUAGCGGAAUGUGUGGCCGAGCAGCGGGCCGGCAGCCUCCUCGACAUCGCCGAGUUCAAUCUCGAAGUCCUCGACCAGGAACCGGAUCCUUCGAGGCGCUACCUCAGCGAGCUGGAAACUCUGCACAAAGGGUUGGUACUUUAUCUCUGGCUCUCGUACAGGUUCAGCGGAGUCUUCACCACGAGGGCUUUGUGCUUCCAUGUUAAGGAACUCGUGGAGAACAAGAUCGAAGAGUGUCUAAGGAACUUCGCAUUCACGCCGGAGAUGCGGCAGAAGAUCCGUGCGAAGCGGGAGAGAGAGAUUUUGGAGGCGUUGCAGGAGAACUUUGGGCUGCCUGAGGAGGACGCGGCGGAAAGGACGCGGCAAGUUCGACACGAGGGCAUGUUCACUAUCAACCCGGCAAGAGUAGCAGUCCCGGAUGCUGGCUUGGAGGGUCCAACAACCAAUGAAGGAGCUGAGGAAGGGGAUAGGCAGGCCGGGGAGCCAGCGCUGGAUAGAGAACCCCUAUCCGAAGAGGUAGCGCGGAUGCUCCAGGAUAAAGACGUCGACCUGACGGAGCAUGGAGUGGAAGCUGAAGAGAUUGAUGAGGAGCAGACUCCGGAGCUUGCAGAAACGAGCGAAGUGCAGGCUACAGGGACAAGUGCCCUAAACGAGACUGCAGGUGGAGCCACAGAUGAUAUACCUCCGGUAGCACCCUUUAUCCGGCGCGUACACGGAAGCCUUCCUCCAUCCAUAGAACAAACCGCUGGGAAUACAGCAGCCGGCGAGCAUGCACUCAAUCUUCAGAACGAAGCCGACGCCAAAGCUACUCCCACCACGACGACGGUUCAAGGAAUCGAUCAUCAAUCCUCUACUCCCCGUCUCGCCGAAAUCAACUUAGAGUCUGACGACAUCGCUCCCCGCAAAAAUACUACGCCGCCGCUUCCCUAUGAUGAAGACGGCGCGAAAGGCACACCAUAUGCAAGUUAUCACAUCUAG